Molecule: messenger RNA, 1010 nt
Organism: Chironomus riparius
Lineage: Eukaryota; Metazoa; Arthropoda; Insecta; Diptera; Chironomidae
Source: the annotation of a GenBank genome assembly
AGUGACAAGUGUACAUAAUAAAUCUGUCAGCUAAAUUUAUUUUCUUUUUCUGAUUGACUGAUAAGCGAUAGAUGAAUAAGAAAGGUAAACUGCAAUUAAUUGAAAAUUGAUGUUGUUGAGCUUCUGAUAUCAUACAUGGAAACAUACAGCGUAAAUCAAUUAACGAUUGGGUGCUAAUCAGUUUGACAAUUUUAGUAUAUAAGCUACACAAUUUAUUCUCAUCAAGUCAUUUCUUAAAUUUCAAUCGCUCUAGAGACAUCCAAGUCCGCAAAAAAGUUAAAAUUAAAAUUAUAUUUCAGAUUAAGCAUAAAAAAAUGAAAGGAUUAAAAAUGUUCAUUGCAGUUCUGGCAAUAGUUUACAGUGUUAAUUUAGUUUUUGGACUUCCUGUAGAAAACACAGAAUCAAUUGUGGAUAUAUCGACAGAAAAUAAUUCAACAAAUAAUACUCAUAAGGAAUUAUAUGUCAUUAAGGCUACAACAUAUGAAAUUGGAAUAUUAGCAGACGUUCCAGACAAUGAUACGACAACAGAUAAUGGACCAGUUACACGUCAACAAGUAGACUUGACCUUCUACAAUACUGAAAGCAAUGGAACUGACGUGAACUUUGGUGAUAUUCCAUUUCCAGUAAAGACGACAGGCCUCAAGGGUCAAGUUAUUACAGGAAUUGCACCCGUACACAUUGGAGCUGUUAGCGAUAUCAAUGAUGUGCUUAAGGCAAUACCUUUCAGUGGAACUAUUGUCAAUAUCACGCAAGCUGACACAUCAUUCGUACACAUUACACGAGACAACUUGACAGACACUGAAAAUAUUGUGCAUUUGAAUGAUACAGACACUGACCUAGCACAACUACCGAUUCUCAAUACAGUCUUGUUACCUGACAGUUUCCACGAAGCAUAUGAAGAUGUAAACUAGUAAUCUCAAUAUUCUAAGCUGUAACUUAUGAAUCUCUUGUGACUAUUAAAAUUAUUAUCCCUGAAUAAAAUUUUAUUUACUGUAAUUAGCAGAUAUUGU